AUGAAACACGGCGACCAUGGCCAUGCGCUGAACAUGAAAACGAAUGGCUCUCCGAAGGCCAUGUCAACAGGCACAGAAAAUCGAAACGUGAUGAUCCUGGCCAGAAGGUAUCGCUGCCUGCAACCGGUGACGUUGUCGGCAAAGAAGUCGCGGCCAGACGAGGCUGUGUGGAGUCAGGGAGCGCCUCGACUUUUCCUUAACGCCAUCGUCGACAUCUUGCAGUGGUUGGGCUCCCUUGACUACAGGACUUUGCCCAGAACGAUGCAUGUCGAUCUGGUCCUUAGUGGGAUGUGCUACCAGUUUCUUUAUCUGACGAUCUUUAUCUGUGUCUAUGAACAUGGGUAA
Molecule: messenger RNA, 345 nt
Organism: Aspergillus steynii IBT 23096
Lineage: Eukaryota; Fungi; Ascomycota; Eurotiomycetes; Eurotiales; Aspergillaceae
Exons: 4
Coding region: 1-345 (114 amino acids)
Source: RefSeq, a predicted model, not a curated record